Molecule: messenger RNA, 4906 nt
Organism: Blepharisma stoltei
Lineage: Eukaryota; Ciliophora; Heterotrichea; Heterotrichida; Blepharismidae
Source: the annotation of a GenBank genome assembly
AUGGCAGAACCAAAGUUUGGCUACGAUCAAGGGAACUUCAUCAGCGAUUUAUGGAUGUUCUGGGCCUACAGCAUUAUUGGCUUCUGAAACAAAAACAAACCGAGCCAAAACAACAUCUUAAAAAUUCCUGAUCGGAUUAAGUUUGAAGAGUCUCUUUUAGCACUAGAAAAAGAAUGGGAAAAAGAGUCAAAAAAAGAAAAACCAAGCCUUUUAAGAGCCUUAAUAAGGACAGUAUGGUGGGAGUUCACCAAACAUACCUUCAUCUUAAAUGUUGGGCAAGCUUUAGGAUUGGUCCAGGCUGUUAUCAUGAUCUUCUUGAUCAACUUUUUCACUGAUGAUGACGCUAACUCCUCAGCGUAAUAGCAACCAUUGGAAUAAUCUUAUAUUUUAGGGUAAAAAACAUCUAUGAACGAGUAAAAAUUUUUAUAAAUAAUAGAUUAAUAAAAAUUUAUUAAAUAAUUUAAACUAAACAUAAGUUUUAUAAAUAAAAUUAAUUUUAUUUCAAAAUUUUGAUAAUAUGAUUUUAUUUAAUCUUAAAAAAAAAUAUUUAAUAGAAAAUUAAAAGGAUUACCCCAAUCUCUGGGAAAGCCAAAAAUUUUGUUGACUUACUGCAGGGGAGUGAGAUCACUGAAGGAUUAUGACUUGCUGCAUGCUUAGCUGUGGCAGCCAUUUUGGGUGUUUCACUGUUCGCACUUGGGGCUUUUUAUUUGAGAAUGCUUACAAUCAAGGUAAAAUCUAUAGUGCCAUAUAUAAUUUAUAAAAAAGUUCUCAAUACUUCUUAUGAGGAGAUUACUCAAAAAGACUUCAAAGGGAAAAUGCCUAAUACAAUUGCAUCAGAUUUAGAGUACUUUAGUGGAAUUACAACGAUUUCGAUAGUGAUGGGGUGCCCGUUCCUUUUUGCAGGUGCCUUUGUGAUUAUUGGGAUUCUUAUGGGAUGGCCUGGCAUCAUAGGUUUAGCUAUUUUAAUUCUCCAGUUCCCGAUCGCAGUCGUAUUGUCUAGCUUAUCCAGCUACUACAGAAUGAAAUCAUCAGCACAUGGCGAUAAAAGGAUUAUGAUGAUUACAAACCUAAUAGAAGGAAUCAGGGUUGUAAAGCUUUAUGGAUGGGAAGAACCAUUUUUAAGGCUAGUUUAUGGGGAAAGAAAAAAGGAAAUUUCUGAGCUUCAUAAAGAGUAUGACGUAACAGCAGUCAACAACUCAUUUGGAGUUUCAGGGAUCGGAAUUGUCUUGUUAGUCACCUUUGCGCUAUAUGUCCACUCAGGUAAUGAACUUGAGGUAAGUUCAGUCUUCUGUGUGGUCGCCGUCAUGUUCAUUAUUUAUGCACUGUUAAUCAAAACAGGUGUCAUUGCUGCCUACAAUGCAGCUACAAUUAUAUUAUCAUUCGAAAGGCUCACACAAAUCCUAAUGACCGAUGAGAAAAAAAUUGACGAGAAAAACCAGCAAAAUCCUGACUCUGAAGAUCCUGUGUCAGUAGAAAAAGCUAGCUUUUCUUAUAAAUCAAAAAAAGAAGCACUAACAGAAGAAGACGAGCUGAUAGAAAAAGAUGUAGAAGAUAAAGAAGUACUCAGCGGGAUAGAUUUCAAGCUGAAAAAAGGAGAACUAUUGAUUGUUGUAGGACAAGUAGGAAGUGGCAAAACCAGCCUAUUGCUUGGGCUGCUCGACGAGAUAUUUUUGGUUAGCGGAAAGGUGGACCUUAACGGAAAAAUUUCUUAUGCAGGACAAGAGCCAUGGAUUCUGUCAGGGACUAUAAGAGAAAACAUCAUAAUGGAUAACGAAUAUAAAGAAGAACUCUACAGAGAAAUUGUCACGCUGUGCAGGCUUGAUAAAGAUUUUGACCAGUUUUUAAAUAAAGAUGAAACAAGUAUUGGUGACCAUGGAAUCACUUUAAGUGGAGGCCAAAAGGCUAGAAUAAGUCUGGCACGAGUACUAUACUCUAGCAGAGAUAUCGUCCUUCUUGAUGAUCCUUUAAGUGCAGUCGAUUCCGAAGUCAGUUCAUAUAUUUUCAAAAACUGCAUCAAAGAUUACUUGAAAAAUAAAACAGUCAUAUUAGUCACUCAUCAAAUUCACCUUAUAUCAGAAGCUGACAAACUUUUAAUCCUCAAUCAUGGAAAACAGCUGUUUUUCGGGACUUAUCAAGAAUUCCAAGAGCGAGAUGACAUAGGAGACUUCAUCGGAGAACUGAAAAAAGUCAAAAGUGAAGAUGCUAAAGAAAUUGAUUAUAGUGUGUAUAUAAAAGGAGCAGACAAAGGAGAAGCAGUACCAGGACUGAGUGAAGAAGAAAAAGACCUCCCUCCAAUCACAUUGAAAACUUACCAUCAGUUUUUUAUGUAUGGGUAUAAAUAUAAUAUUCUUAUUGUAGCAAUGAUGCUGCUAUUAGUUGUUACACAAGUUUCUAGUAUACUCGUAUUAUAUUGGCUUACUAUAUGGUCAAGUCAGUCAGAGUCUGAGCAGGAGGAUACUUAUUAUGUAUGGUUUUAUGCUGUGAUCAUAGGAGUUUGCUUUUUGUGCUCGUUUUUGAGAUGCUGGGCAUUGAAUUAUGCGAUGACUAUAGCAGGGAAAAAUCUGCAUAAUAAAGCUUUGGAAAGCAUCGUUAAAACUGAAACAGUUUUCUUUGAUAAAAAUCAGACUGGAAGAAUGAUCAAUAGGUUUUCAAAAGAUACAUUUAUGAUUGAUGAAAUGCUGCAUACAAUGUUUUAUUAUUUCGUCAAUCAAGCCUUCGAUAUUUGGGGUACUCUCAUUUCUAUUGCUAUUCUUGUGCCACCUGCUGCAGGUUUAGUGUUUAUUUACUUGUUGGUUGCGAUCUGGUUUUCUAACUCAUUAAAAUUUUUUUUUAAAAUUUUCAUUGUAAAUCUAUUGAUUGUUAUGAUUUAUCUAAAAAUCGCAAAGGUGUAAGCUAAUACUGCCAAUAGUCAAAGAUCUUGGAGCUUAUGCGUUAGCGUCAAAAAGCCCUAUUUUAAGCCUUGCCAAUGCUACUUUGCAUGGAAUUGCUACUAUAAGAACUCAUCAAAUGCAAAAUAAAUUCUUAAAAGACAUGAAGAAAAACCUCGAGUGGAAUUUCCGCUGUGAAUUCAGCAGAGAUAUAUGCAUUAAAAUAGUGUGGCGAGUCAACCCAUCCUCUUAGAUUCUGUAUUUGGAAUCCCACAAGGCGUCCAGUGACCUUGAGGAAGGGAGGAUGGCGUUCGGAAAUGUAUAUCGGCUAGACAGCGAACUCCUCUAUAAGUAUUAAUAACGAAUAUAAAUUCAGCAGGGACAUUCCUUUCAGGUUCUAUCAACUUUAUAUGGAGCUUUUUGUUGUUUUGCUAGCUGCGAUGACUGCCUUUAUUCUUGUUCCAUGGAAAGAUUUCAUAAGUGAAGAUCUUGCAGGGUUAUGCAUUUGCUUCUUAGUUCUAGCUAUGCAGCCUACCACUUCAUGGGGUGAUUCAAUGAUUGAAGUAGAAAUUUUAAUGAUUUCACCACAGAGACUGAUGGAGUAUGCUGAUAUGAAGCCUGAAGGUGAGUUUGAUACUGAAAAGCCAUUUAAGAUUACAAAUGGAAAAAUUGAAUUCCAGGAUUUGUGUAUGAGGUAUAGGGAAGGCUAUCCUUAUGCACUUCGUGAUCUUAAUAUUACAAUAGAGGCUGGACAAAAGGUAGGAAUCGUAGGAAGAACUGGCUCAGGAAAAUCCUCAAUAAUGAACGUUCUAUUCAGACUUGUCAAUCCUGCUUCUGGAACUAUUAUUAGAUUAAAUUAAUGAUAUGUAUUUAAAGUCCCUACUUCACUGCUCGCUCUGUUCCGCAGUAAUGUGCUGCGAGGUGGCAGAAUCCUACUCUUGAAGCCCAAGCAGAAACUUCAGGUUUCUCAGUAAAGAAAUGCUCAAGGACAUAAAGCUCAAUGGUCCAAGGACUUUUAUAAACAUCUCCUUUUUCAAUAUCAAGCCGGCAUAUUUUGACACCAACUCUGGAAUGCUCAUAAGCUAGAUCGUUCUCUAUACGAGAACCCUUUUCAACUAGAGAGACUUCUCACUACUACCAGCUAGUUGUCUAUUUGCUUCCUCUUUUUCCCUUCUCCCAAAGAAAAAUUCAACAGUUUUCGCUAUUCGGGGCAAAAUUCACCCUGCUCUAUCACGUACCCUCAUUAGGCUGGGCGCUACAGGGAAAAGAGAUGCAAUUUACUACUCUAAGAUUCAGGACUCAAUUCAAAGGAAAAGAGUCUCAUGUAUCUCACCUCGAAGCUACUGAACAUCGCUGGGCUAUAACUAGAUCUUAAAAGCAUUCCAUUAUAUAUAAGGACCCAUCACUGAGACGACAGAUUGUUUGCCUCCAACCAUUUAUAUACUCUGGGGACUAUUCUAAUAGAUGACCAAGACUACAGAAAUGUCGGCCUCCAUCAGUUAAGAAAACAAAUGUCUGUUAUCCCUCAAUCCCCUAUAAUAUUUAUGGCCAGUUUCAGAGACAAUAUAGAUCCAUUCCAUGAGCACACUGAUGAAGAGAUUUUAAAUAUUUGCAAGCAGUCAGAUAUUUAUGAAGCAGUUAACGCAAUGCCUGAUAAGCUGAACACAGUACUCUCAGGUAGUGAGUGCGGCUUAUCUGCUGGAGAAAAACAAUUAGUUUGCCUUGCUCGAGCUUUGAUUAGACAUAGUAAAAUUGUGAUGAUGGAUGAAGCUACUGCUAAUGUUGACCCUAAAACUGAUAGAAUCGUCCAUGAAAAAAUAAAGACCAUGUUUGCUGAAAGCACUAUGCUUAUUGUCGCUCAUAGGCUGAGGACAAUAAUUGAUGUUGAUAUGAUUAUCAUGAUGGAGGAAGGGACUUGCAAAGAAAGAGGCAGUCCUAAGGAGCUUGCCUCAGUUGAAAAUUCGCUGUUUAGAAACUUAAUUUUGCACACAGGCCCACAAGAGUCCAAAUAUUUGAUGGAAAAAUUACGAAUUUCUUAA